This is a messenger RNA of Closterium sp. Naga37s-1, 600 nucleotides long. The record is from the annotation of a GenBank genome assembly. Lineage: Eukaryota; Viridiplantae; Streptophyta; Zygnematophyceae; Desmidiales; Closteriaceae.
AUGGCCACCACGUCGUUCCUUGUCCGCGUUACAAGCCCGGCCACCGUUGCCGCGGCGCAGAUUUCCUCCGCAGUUUCCGCGUCGUCAACCCCCCGCGCAACGGCUCUCCGCUCGUGCGCAGCUGUUGGCGCAUCCCCCUCCCGCCGCAGUGACCGCUUGCAGCAGCGGUUUCAAACCGCAGCGGCAGCGGAAGAGGCCGCUGCUGACGUGGCAGCUGAGGCUGAGGUGGCGGUGACGGAGGAGGAGGUGGAGUAUGUGGGCAACGACGAGCUUGUGAUGUACUUCAAGGCGGAGGGUUCUCUUCCCGAGCCGUCUGUCGCGAAGGUCACCAAGGCUCUUGAGGCUGUGGAGGGAGUGCACAACGUGAAGGUGACCGUGCUCGAGGGCUGCGCCACUGUGGAGCUCACCAAGCUAACCACAGUGCAGGAGACAGGUGUCGCAUCAGGACUGGUUGAGGUGGUCCAAGGUGCGGGCUUCAGCAUGCAGACAUUGAGUCUGGCGUUUGACGAGGACGUCGAGUCAGAAACUGAGUUCUUCAAUUCCUUCCGGUCCAAUGCGCCCGAGACCACCCCCUUGCCUGAGCCUGUUGCUGCUGAGUAG